AUGAGGCUUCGUUUUGGGAUGAUGAUGCCCAACUUGCUAGACUUGGCUGCUAUUGCUGGCCUUCGCCCUCAUGGAGAUGAUUUCUCGGCCGCCAACCUUCUGGAAGCCAAGGUGGGUUUAGAUUUUCACAAGUCAAACAAGACCUUGGGAAGUUGGGUGAAGAUGUAUCUUGGCCAUGGUGGAGAUCCCACCGACCCUCCUUCCAUCAAUGACGUAUCCUAUACUGAGCAUGUGGCUUUUCUUGUGAUAUGGUUGUGCAAGUUCUUGGCAUGCCCAAAAUCCGAUGGGAUUACUAAGGAAUUUCAAGCCUUGGCGGAGGUACUUGCGGAUGGCCAUCAAGUGGCCAUGGGCCCAAUCUUUCUUGCCUAUCUUUAUAAAGGGCUCCACGAGCUAUAUUUUCCGGAAUUAAGUCCCACUACCAUUUGCCCAAACAAUAAAGCACUUCUGGGUCUGCCCUUGCUCAACACCCCAUGCCGGAAGCAUUAUGUUGAGGAUUGCUUCCGAUUUUUCCAUGAGUGCCAGGAGAGGACUAGGGAGCAUCUCUCCAUUUUCCUAGAUCACCGUUUCCCGAAUUAUCUAGCCCUGGAUCUUUCCUCAUAUCCUACGGAAGAGAUGAAAGAAGAGAGACAUAAUAUGUGGGCAACCGACACCAUCGAGAAGGAAAAUCCUCCCACCGACAUUAUUGAGAGAGAGAGCUCGGCCAAAUCUGCCGAUGCAAAUUCUGGGCAGGACGAGAAAAGGCCCAACGCCCCCAUCCAAGCUGACACCACGGCCAUUGAGGCUGAAUUUCAGCCCCUUUUUGUCAUAAGCUCGGACCCUCCUUCAACUUGCCCUCUCAAGACGCCUCGAAGUGGCCCAACUUUUCAGGCGGAUGUGGUGGAGUCUACCGUCAUUAUGGUCAACCAUGCGAUCGUCACCAGUGGUGCGCCUUCCACUAUUCCCACUGACGGAAGUGCACCACAUGAGCCCGUCCUUAUGUUGACCUCGGGAGCUCCUGCCUUGGUGGUCAAUGCUACUCCGUCUAAACUCCAACUUGAGAUUGGAGAGUCUUCAUCCUUUGUUCCCGUCGAGAUUACCAUGACUCCGUCGGCGGAGGAUGGAAGGAGCUUGGCCAUGGUCCUUCAUGAAGAGGCCCUUCUGCCAUCCCCUAAUCAGCCAUCUGGUGACAUUUUUGACUUUCUAGAUCAGUGGGAUGCAUUUAUAUCUUCGGUGGAGGCUUUCACUCGCCUUGCCACUUCUUCCACCACGACCGGGACCCUACCAGAUUCCGGGGCUGAGGCCUUACUUCGGUCAUACAGAGAUGGAGAUCUCAUGUCCUUGGAGGACAAAGAUGAGAGAAACAAGCUCAAGACCGCCAUCGAGAGUUUGGCGAGUUAUGGCUUUUUCCCUGAUCCACGCUCGGCGGCUAUGAUCACUUAUCUCUUUGGUCAAGUGCAGAAGUUUGCCCCCCGCCGCCAUCCUUUUCUGGAGGAGCAAAGGAUGGGCCCAGACCUGGAGUAG
Molecule: messenger RNA, 1500 nt
Organism: Prunus armeniaca (apricot)
Lineage: Eukaryota; Viridiplantae; Streptophyta; Magnoliopsida; Rosales; Rosaceae
Source: the annotation of a GenBank genome assembly